Ficedula albicollis (Collared flycatcher) is the source of this 2726-nucleotide messenger RNA. It is a transcript of the gene KCTD10, whose product is annotated as potassium channel tetramerization domain containing 10. The record is from RefSeq and is a predicted model, not a curated record. Lineage: Eukaryota; Metazoa; Chordata; Aves; Passeriformes; Muscicapidae. Gene Ontology annotation, biological process: proteasome-mediated ubiquitin-dependent protein catabolic process; negative regulation of Rho protein signal transduction; protein ubiquitination. Gene Ontology annotation, molecular function: ubiquitin-protein transferase activity; protein binding. Gene Ontology annotation, cellular component: Cul3-RING ubiquitin ligase complex. The transcript is spliced from 7 exons. The coding region runs from base 123 to 1055 and encodes 310 amino acids.
AGCUCCUGCAUGGACAAGCACAUUCCCUGCGGCUCAUUUGGGGGUUUAGACUUCCCCUCUGCAGCUCCAAGUCCUUCAGACCCGAUUUACAUCUCGCUGCACCCGCAAGGAACGCGGAAGAGAUGUCGGGUGAGAGCGUGGUGAGCUCAGCAGUGCCGGCGGCUGCGACGCGCACGACGUCCUUCAAGGGGAGCAGCCCCAGCUCCAAGUACGUGAAGCUGAACGUGGGGGGGGCCCUGUACUACACCACCAUGCAGACCCUGACCAAGCAGGACACCAUGCUCAAGGCCAUGUUCAGCGGGCGCAUGGAGGUGCUCACAGACAGUGAAGGCUGGAUCCUGAUUGACCGCUGUGGGAAGCACUUUGGGACGAUCCUGAACUACCUGCGGGACGGGGCCGUGCCGCUCCCGGAGAGCCGCCGCGAGAUCGAGGAGCUGCUGGCUGAGGCCAAGUACUACCUGGUUCAGGGGCUGGUGGAUGAGUGCCAGGCAGCCCUGCAGAAUAAGGACACGUAUGAGCCCUUCUGCAAGGUCCCGGUGAUCACCUCCUCCAAGGAGGAGCAGAAGCUGAUUGCAACCUCCAACAAGCCAGCAGUGAAGUUGCUCUAUAACAGAAGCAACAACAAAUAUUCCUACACCAGCAACUCUGAUGACAACAUGCUGAAGAACAUUGAGCUCUUUGACAAGCUGUCCCUGAGGUUCAACGGGAGGGUGCUGUUCAUCAAGGAUGUCAUUGGGGAUGAGAUCUGCUGCUGGUCCUUCUACGGGCAGGGCCGCAAGAUCGCCGAGGUCUGCUGCACCUCCAUCGUUUAUGCCACCGAGAAAAAGCAGACCAAGGUGGAGUUCCCAGAAGCCCGGAUUUACGAGGAGACCCUGAACAUCCUGCUGUACGAGUCCCAGGACGGCAGGGGGCCGGACAAUGCCCUCCUGGAAGCCACGGGAGGGGCUGCAGGGCGUUCCCACCACCUGGAGGAGGACGAGGAGCGGGAGCGCAUCGAGCGCGUGCGCAGGAUCCACAUCAAGCGCCCCGACGACAGGGCCCACCUGCACCAGUGAGCCUGGGGAGGAGGGGCUGCCCUGCAGCAGGACCAGGCAGGGCAGUUCCUGCCCAGCACACUCUGUAAAUUGGGAUUUGUAACAAACUCUAGGUUAUUUGGGGUAUUUAAAUGCAGUAGUUGUAGGGCGAGGAUCAGCGAGGUUACUGGGCAGCCUGGAAGGGCCUGUUGAGCAGCUGGAGAAAUGCCCAGAAUUUUUAGCACUCUUGUCGUUGCUGUUUUGUGCUGGAGAGGAGGAGGAGGACUGGCUUCCUCUGGCUUUGAUAAUGAUCCUGCACUUUAAAACCAAACCAACAAACAAAAGGUCAGCCAGCUACCCUCCUUCCCUCCAGGCACUCCCUGACCCUCCUGGGCUGGGGGGGGAAAGGCAAGGACCUGGACCCAAGGCUGCUGGGAGAGAGCUUGGGAGUGCCUUGGGUGACUCCCCAAAGAACAAAUGGCACAGGCUGAUGAGAUUCCUGGACUGCUGGGGGCAGAAGGACCCCUCAGAGCAGUGGGAGGGAGCAGGGGCUGCUCCCUCAGGUUCCCCACAGCUCUCAGGAUCUGCUUCUCCAAGGGUUCAGUGGAGCCUCUGCAGCACUGAGCUGGGGACACCCAUCCCUGUUUUAUCCCUACGGUUCAAGGUUAAAAUUCCUCCUGAAGGAAGAGAAUCAGGAGCAAAUUGUCCACGGUUGCUUUCCCUAGGAGUAGUGUUGGUACUGGUGAGUGCUCAGAGCCUGAGCCUCUCAGGUACCAGGAGUCACAGCAGGGUCAAUCCCUCCAUGCUGGGGGGUGUUGGUGGGGGGCAGAGCCCUGGUUCCCCUCUGGAACUGAUGCAGGAGCGUUGCCUUGCUCUGAGGGGAAACAGAAGCAGGCAGUGACCCAGAGGCAGAUAUUCCCUGUGUUCCAACUCUUCCCAGCCAUGGCAGCUGCGUGUGGAAGGGCAGAGCAUGGAGAAGGCCAUUGCACUGUGGUUUUCUACAAGUGCUUUUCUCUUGUCAAUGAAUAUUUUAUCUACCUCCUUGUCUCCUGUUGCCUGUUGUGGAGUCAAGUGGCAGAUGGUGGGAGGUGGGGUGUCAUUCCAUAGGGCUGGCAGCAGAGCCACAGCUGUGACACUUCAGGUCACCAGUCCUGGGAGGAAGAGAGAAACCUGAGGUAGGAAGUGUUAAACUUGCACUGCAGCAGCACCAGUGGGUGACACCAGAGCACUCUGCCCUGGGCUAGAGUUUCUUUUGACCCUUUCUCUGGAAUAUUUAGCACUGGCUUUAACAGCCACACUCCUCUGGAGCAGCAGCUCUGUGUUCCUGCUCCUGGCUCAGGGCUGCUAAGGACAUGGGAACAGUGUAAAAACCCAAGGUGCUGCAGCAGCACCAGCCACGUUCUUCUGUUCCACAGAGCUCGUUGGUAGAGGCUUAAACACACCAUGAAGUGGCUGUACAAUUUUGGAUCAUCAAGUAAAGCUCAAAGAUUUCCAAUUUAAUCUGAGGCCAUCUUUCUAGUAACCAAAGACUUCUCCACACUGCUGCUGGCUGUGGCAGGUGGGGGUGUUGUAUUUGUCUCCUCUCUUUCUCCUGCAGCUGCUGAUUGUUCACUGAGAGCUCCACAGUCUCCCUGGGGUUCAGCAGCUUCAACUCCGUCCUGAGGCCUCAGGGCUUCCAGUUUGAGUCGUUUUUACACCUGUUUGCAGCACCCU